Messenger RNA from Mesocricetus auratus (golden hamster), 2110 nucleotides. RefSeq names its product X-ray repair cross complementing 1 (gene Xrcc1). Lineage: Eukaryota; Metazoa; Chordata; Mammalia; Rodentia; Cricetidae. Bases 147 to 2009 code for a protein of 620 amino acids. Gene Ontology annotation, molecular function: damaged DNA binding. Gene Ontology annotation, cellular component: nucleus. The record is from RefSeq and is a predicted model, not a curated record. Gene Ontology annotation, biological process: single strand break repair; double-strand break repair via nonhomologous end joining; base-excision repair. The transcript is spliced from 17 exons.
GGCCCGGGCGUCGCGCGCUUGCGCACUGAGUCCCGUGCAGGACGCGCUUCCCCCCGCUGCCCCUCAGCCUUCUCCCGGGGUCCCCGCUGCUGGGAAGCCUUCUCGUCCUGCACUCCGUGGCCCGGAGGACGUCCACGGGUGUGGGCAUGCCGGAGAUCAGCCUCCGCCACGUCGUGUCCUGCAGCAGCCAGGACUCGACCCACUGUGCAGAAAACCUUCUCAAGGCCGACACUUACCGGAAGUGGCGGGCAGCCAAGGCAGGCGAAAAGACCAUCUCCGUGGUCCUACAGUUGGAGAAGGAGGAGCAGAUACACAGCAUAGACAUUGGGAAUGACGGCGCGGCCUUUGUAGAGGUGCUGGUGGGCAGCUCGGCCGGAGGGGCCGCAGCCGGUGAGCAGGACUACGAGGUCCUUCUGGUCACCUCGUCCUUCAUGUCCCCUUCUGAGAGCCGAAGUGGCUCAAACCCCAACCGCGUGCGCAUGUUUGGACCCGACAAGUUAGUCCGGGCAGCAGCGGAGAAGCGCUGGGAUCGUGUGAAAAUCGUGUGCAGCCAGCCAUACAGCAAGGACUCACCCUAUGGCCUGAGUUUUGUGAGGUUUCACAGCCCUCCAGACAAAGAUGAGGUGGAGACUCCGUCCCAGAAGGUGACAGUGACCAAGCUCGGCCAGUUCCGUGUGAAAGAGGAGGAUGAUGGCGCCAGCUCCCUAAGGCCAGGGGCUCUGUUCUUCAAUCGCAUCAACAAGACGUCUUCCGCCUCUGCUAGUGACCCAGCAGGACCCAGCUACGCAGCAGCUACGCUGCAGGCCUCAAGUGCAGCGUCCUCGGCCUCUCCGGUCUCCAAGCCUUCGGGUAGCUCCUCCAAGCCUCAGGACUCUCCCAAAAGGAAGAGGAAAGUGGACUUGAGUCUAGAAGACAGGAGGUCUCCCAGCAAACCUCCAGCAGGGCCAUCCGCCCUCAAGAAGCCCAAACUGCCUGUUCCUAGCCGCGUCCCAGCUGCAGCCCCAGCCUCUACCCCAGCACAGAAGGCCAUCCCAGGGAAGCCCCGGGGAGAAGGCCCCCAGGAGCCGGGGAAGAUUCUGCAGGGUGUGGUGGUGGUGCUCAGUGGCUUCCAGAACCCCUUCCGCUCAGAGCUUCGGGACAAAGCCCUGGAGCUGGGGGCCAAAUACCGACCCGACUGGACCCCAGACAGCACACACCUCAUCUGUGCCUUUGCCAACACCCCCAAGUACAGUCAGGUCCUGGGCCUCGGAGGCCGCAUUGUGCGGAAAGAGUGGGUGCUGGACUGCGCACGCAUGCGUCGCCGGCUGCCCUCCCGGAGGUACCUCAUGGCAGGGCCAGGCUCCAGCAGUGAAGACGAAGAGGACGGGGAGAGUGGUGAAGAGGAAGCGCCCAAGCUUCCCCGGAAGCGGCCGCAGGCCAAAGCCAAGACCCACGCAGCAGGACCCAGCUUGCCCCAGAGACCACCCACUCCAAAAGAGACCAAAGCCCCCUCACCGGGACCCCAGGACAGCAGCGACACUGAGGGGCAGCAGUCAGAAGGACAAGACAAUGGGGCGGAAGAUUCCGGAGACACUGAGGAUGAGCUGAGGAGGGUAGCCAAGCAGGGGGAGCAGCAGCAGCCCCCGGCUCCAGGGGAGAACGGCGAGGAUCCGUAUGCAGGCUCCACAGACGAGAACACAGACAACGAGGCUUCCACAGACGCUGACCUGCCAAUCCCAGAGCUCCCAGACUUCUUCCAGGGCAAACACUUCUUCCUGUACGGGGAGUUCCCUGGGGACGAGAGGAGGAAACUCAUCCGAUACGUGACCGCUUUCAAUGGAGAACUUGAGGACUACAUGAGCGAGAGGGUCCAGUUCGUUAUCACAGCCCAGGAGUGGGACCCCAUGUUUGAGGAGGCCCUAAUGGACAACCCUUCCCUGGCAUUCGUCCGGCCACGGUGGAUCUACAGUUGUAACGAGAAGCAGAAGUUACUGCCCCACCAGCUCUACGGGGUGGUGCCCCAGGCCUGAGUGCACGCACCUGUGCGCAUGCUCACACCUGUGCACAGGGGCACACGGGCUUGGGUGACAUGCGUGCGCACACACGAGAAAUAAAGGAGGCUUUGUUAGGA